Messenger RNA from Clupea harengus (Atlantic herring), 4620 nucleotides. It is a transcript of the gene tfe3b, whose product is annotated as transcription factor binding to IGHM enhancer 3b. Gene Ontology annotation, molecular function: DNA-binding transcription factor activity, RNA polymerase II-specific; RNA polymerase II cis-regulatory region sequence-specific DNA binding; protein dimerization activity. Lineage: Eukaryota; Metazoa; Chordata; Actinopteri; Clupeiformes; Clupeidae. Gene Ontology annotation, biological process: regulation of transcription by RNA polymerase II. The record is from RefSeq and is a predicted model, not a curated record. Gene Ontology annotation, cellular component: nucleus.
ACUGCAGGAAAAGCCAUAAUAUGCUUACAAACACAGCAGUAAUGAAUUUCAUGACUUGUCUCAACUCCAGUCAUUGGAUAAUGCUCAUAUUUCGCACCAUGUCGGUGACAUAGAUUUCCAUUCCUAUUAGGUAUAAUUGUACCAAUAACUUGUAAAGAUGCUUUAAACUCUGGAUGAUAGAGUUGAAUAAAAGAAAACCAUUGGUCCAGCAUUAGUUCAAGACUGGAUGGAUCAGGUCCGAGAGCAGAAGUUGGCUGCAGUGAGUAAUACUUUUUGAAAUAGCUAGGAUCGGUUUAUCCAGUGGCAAUGAUGAUAGUAGAUACUCUGAUUAGUAGCUAUGAGUGUGAGCUUGUGGGGGAUUCUCUUGGCUUAUCCUGGGCUCUGAAAUAAUUAACUAGUAUUUCAACAUGGUUCAGUAUCUCAAUCAGUCAAUCAAUCAAUCAAUCAAUCAAUCAGGAGCUUCCCAGAAGGGCACCCCUGUCUACGGUUUCAAGUAGUACAUCGUUCGGGCCUGGCGGAAGUUCUCAAUAAGUGAUAACAUCACAAACAUAAUGUUCAAAGAGAAGUAAAGCAGUUAUACAAGAUAUGAUUUGACAAAGUGUUCUUAUUUUAACUACCCGCAUAUAUACGUGUGUCAGAUGUUAUAUCUUGGAUCUAGCAGUUCAAUAUUGAGAGUGUGACGUACACCUUAGAACCAGCUUCAGACCGGGGAAGCUCCCUGGAAGUAAUGUCAAUACCACUAGCAUUUUAGCUACACGAGCUGCACUGGAGUAACGUCCCUGCUACUUACCAUGAACCGGCGAGCCUUGUAGAAUGAAAAGAUGUCUUCCAAAACGAACACGGGAUACAAAAUAAGGAAGCUACGAUUGUGGACCCCAGAAAAUAGACGCUAAGCAAAAGGGCUGACCGGUCUUCCAUGACGUCUGAAAUCCAUGUGUAACGUUAACUACCAAGUUUGCUAACUAAUGUAGGUUUGCUACCUGUGGUCAAUAUUGUCAAACCAUUGUCAGCAUCAACCGUUUUGUUAAAGCUUGACCUGUGACCCCGUCACCCAGUGAGUCUUCGGCUCGACGAGCGUGUAGAGCCAUGUCUUCCCGUGUGCUGCUGCGGCAGCAGCUGAUGAGGGAACAGGCACAGGAGCAGGAGAGGCGAGAGGCCCAGCAGCAGGCCUCUGCGGCUCAGCUCCGGUCCUCUGACUCCUCCCCUGCUAUCUCGGUCACGGUGCCACCGUCCGCUGCUCGCCCCCCUCCUGCACAGGUGCCCGUGGAAGUGUUCAAGGUGCAGACUCACUUGGAAAAUCCAACAAAAUACCAUAUCCAGCAGGCUCAGCGACAGCAGGUCAAGCACUACCUCUCCACCACUCUUGGGACUAAAGUAGCAACUCAGACUCUCGGGGUGUCCCCUGUACUUCAGUCCAGCUCUGCCCCCGAGAUGGCCCCGUCUGCGAGCAGUUGCCCCAACAGCCCCAUGGCACUGCUGAAUCUGGGGUCCAACAAGGAGGAGAUUGAUGACGUCAUUGACGACAUCAUCAGCCUUGAGUCCAGUUUCAAUGAUGACAUUAUGUCAUUGAUUGACUGUGGCCUUCAGCUUCCUAAUACGCUACCAGGGAAUCUCCUGGAUAUCUACAGCAGUCCUGGCAUGGCAACUCCCACCAUCACAGUUAGCAACUCCUGCCCAGCUGACCUAGACAAUAUCAAAAGGGAACUGUCGGACACUGAAGUCAAGGCAUUCGUGAAAGAGAGGCAGAAGAAAGACAACCACAACCUCAUUGAAAGAAGGAGGAGGUUUAACAUCAAUGACCGCAUCAAGGAGCUGGGCGCACUUAUGCCCAAGUCCAGUGACCCGGAGAUGCGCUGGAACAAAGGCACCAUCCUGAAGUGCUCGGUGGAUUACAUCCGCAAGCUGCAGAAGGAGCAGCAGCGUGCCAAAGAGGUGGAGCUGAGGCAGAAGAAGCUGGAGCACGCCAACCAGGCCCUUGUCCUGCGCAUACAGGAGCUGGAGAUGCAAGCUCGCGUCCAUGGCGUCCCUUCCUCUUCAAACGCCUCUCUCCUGGCCCAGCAGCCUCAACAGGCCCAGCAGCAGCAGCAGCAGCAGCAGCAGCAGGGAGUACAGCUUGGCGGAGACCCCCAGGCCUCCCGCUCGGAUCUCCACUCCCAGACGCUCCUCAGCCUGGAUGUGGGCUCCAUGGCGCAGGCCUCCUCGUCCUUCCUCUCCCCGCCCCCCUCUGGCUCCCCAGUGGGGGUCACCAUCAGCAGCUCCCUGGACCUUGGCACGCUGAGCUUCGCUGAGCUGGACGACCCUACCGGCACCUCCCUUUACCCAGAUGUGGGGCUGGCUGAUAUCCUGAUGGAUGAGGAUUGCGGCUUGGGCCCUGCCCAGUCGAGCACCGACCCCCUUUUUUCCAUAUCACCUGGGGCGUCGGAGAACAGCAGCAGGAGAAACAGCUUCAGCAUGGAGGAGGACUUGUGACAGAAACUUGGUGUAGUAGCUGAGACAGACUCUCUCUCUCUCUCUGUGUGUGUGCGUGUGUGUGUACUGUGGUAUGUAUGCUUAUUAUGUCCAUGUCUAACGGAGGUUGCAUGUUUUUAAAUUUUCUUGUGGUGAGAUCGCCUUUUCAGUACCUCUCCACAGUUUAAAUCUUCCUAAUGGUAUAGUCCUACUUCACUCCGGAUCAGGUUCAGUACAAUAAGACAAAUCAUACCUCACAGGCCACAAGGAACAGAUAGUCAGUGGUUCCUGGUGUGUUAAACAAAAUCAGUAAUCAUUGAAAAAACUGCUAAUUAAAUAAGAAAAACAGUUAGUACAGAUAUGGCUUGUCGGUGUGGAAGAUGUAAUACUAUGAUUAGUGUUUUCCUUUAUGUGCAUUUGCGCGUUCAAAGCGUAGAAGGGAAGUGAACCAUCAAACAGUGGUUAUAUAUUUUCAUAUGAAAACUUUAAAAUUAAGGAUGGGUGAUUAAGUAAAAUUUUGCAGGGUGGGGUUGUGGGCUGGGCGGAUGUUGGCAUCAGGGUGCAAUACAAGUAAUUUAUGUACUCAACAUGAAAUUUGUGUUCUUAAACCAAAGGGAUAUUUUAGAUAAUAUAUUAAUAGGGAAAUUAUAUAUAAAUUGUUUUUGGUUUUUUUAAUAUGUACUUUUUCUGCUACGUGUAUUGAACCUUCUCUUCUUGCGUCUGUGUUCUUUUGAAAUACCUCUCAGCUGUCAGUAGCACUUUAAGCUGGUCUGCACCUCUUUAGUUUUUUUUCCUCCAGCCUCCUAACCGUUUCUUAACUAGACAACAUUUCUCAGAUCUAUAUUUUUAGCACCAUUCUUGACUAUCAAAGGAGUGCAAUUUGCAUUUUGCCUGAGUGUUUUGUGUGCAGUGUAAUAUUUAGUGUUUUCUGUGCCACUCUUGCUCGCUCACGGUAGAAAGUUGCUAGGGUCAUAGGUGUGUACUUUUUGGCUUUACACUAAUAAUGCCAUGGUUAUAUUAAUUAUGAGUGCUGCUUCUCUACUUUGUAUUUUAGAAGAGCCAAUUGUUUCCUCCUUACUGUAACUAACUGUAUUUUGUAUUUGGGAAGCUUAAAUCACCGCUCAGUUACUAGCAUUUAUAAACUAAACGUGUUGAGUAAUCCAAAAUUGUCAUUGCGUCCCUAUACAAUGCAAGAGAUUUAAAAAAAAAAAAUUGUCAGGUUUUAUAAUGUAAUAUAAUAUAAUGGACUUCAAGCCAAAAUAAAUCAUGACUGCAUCAUUUUGUGUUCUCAUUUGAGUAGAGUGCCUUUAGUGCGAGGACCAGAAAUGCCCAUUUGUUGCACAAAGGAUGCAACAAAACCUGUGGUUAAUGACAGAAUUGUAGCAAGGUUUCAAAGUGUAUGUGUCUAAAAACAAGGAUUUUUUUUUCUUUUUUUUUUUUUUAUCCGGACACAUUGAAAUAAUGGAUUUUCUCAAGUAGUGUUGUGUGUCCAUCAUCAUGAAAUCUUUACCCUCCCUGCAAUGUUAGUAAGAGCUGACUCUUUGGUCAUAGCUGUUUCAUGGAGUGUUUGCUGUUCUGGAUUCAUUUUGUUGUUUUCCACAUUUAAAAGAAGUCAUUGUGGUCAUUGUCCUCUGUACUGUAGCUGAAACAAUCCAGCUCUUGUACGUAAAGCUCUCAAAUUAGCAGGUCCAUACUGGGAGUGUCUAAUACUCACAAAAUGAACAAAGUUUCCUUGACGACUGUCUCCAUCUGCUGUUUUAGACUGCUUUACACUUCUAAAGGUGUGUUUAGCAUAACAUUGACUCCUAUUCUGUUUACUAAUAUGCAAUUAAAUGUGAAAUAUAUCUUUCGAGAAUUUCACUAGAAUUCUGGGAAUCGCAGUGCUCUAGUGACUUGUUUAGAUUUUGAUUUGCCUCUGUUUGAAUGUAUUAUCUGAUAGUACUGAGAACUCCUCAAAAGAAGUGAGUGUGUUCAUGAAUAUGCAUUUUAAAAUGACUUUAUGCAAACAAUGUAAACGCUCAAUUGUAUUAAAAGAAACAUUUGAGGAGGGAAUGUUUUAGAUUGAAAGAGUCCCAUGGUGCAUUUUAUAGAAGAAAAAAACAUUUUGUAAUGACCUUGUGUCCAUAACCUUCAAAUUAACAAAACAAAAUAAAUGUCAAGGGAAACUUUUAA